Pipistrellus kuhlii (Kuhl's pipistrelle) is the source of this 1588-nucleotide messenger RNA. RefSeq names its product guided entry of tail-anchored proteins factor 1 (gene GET1). The transcript is spliced from 5 exons. Bases 76 to 600 code for a protein of 174 amino acids. The record is from RefSeq and is a predicted model, not a curated record. NCBI's taxonomy places the organism in Eukaryota, Metazoa, Chordata, Mammalia, Chiroptera, Vespertilionidae. Gene Ontology annotation, biological process: tail-anchored membrane protein insertion into ER membrane.
GGCCUCAGUGCGCAGGCGCGGGGCGAGCGCCGGCCGGGACCCGGCGUCCGCGGGAGCCGAGCUCACGCCGCGGGGAUGAGCGCCGUGGAGGCCGACCACUGGGCGUGGCUGCUGGUCCUGUGCUUCGUGUUUGGGUGCAACGUCCUCAGGAUCCUCCUCCCGUCCUUCUCCUCCUUCAUGUCCAGGGUGCUGCAGAAGGAUGCAGAGCAGGAGUCUCAGAUGAGAGCGGAGAUCCAGGACAUGAAGCAGGAACUUGCCACUGUCAACAUGAUGGACGAGUUCGCCAGAUAUGCCAGGCUGGAAAGAAAGAUCAACAAGAUGACAGAUAAGCUCAAAACUCAUGUGAAAGCCCGGACAGCUCAGUUGGCCAAGAUAAAGUGGGUCAUGAGUGUUGCUUUCUACAUAUUGCAGGCCGCCCUGAUGGUCUCCCUCAUCUGGAAGUAUUACUCCGUGCCCGUGGCUGUGGUGCCCACUAAGUGGAUCACUCCGCUCGACCGGCUGGUGGCCUUUCCCACCAGAGUGGCAGGUGGCGUUGGAAUUACCUGCUGGAUUUUAGUCUGUAACAAAGUUGUGGCUAUUAUGCUUCAUCCUUUUAGCUGAAAAAGAAGAUGAAUACAGCUCUGAUACUUUUAAAAAUGAAUUUUCACUUAGGUUAAAAACCUGACUUACACUGUUUUAUUGCCUUUUGUUUAUUUGUUUAAGGAACAAAAGAGCACGGGCUAGUUCUUUGGAUGAAUUCGCCUGUUCUUGGACUUGAUGUGAGAUUCUUAUAGGAAUUAGAUAUGUGCACUUGUCAUUGAGGCAGCAGGUUUGUGAUGAGAAAUGUGACAUUACAGGCAUCUACGCAUUGUUACUGGUGAUUUGCACACGUGACGUAUUUAAUUUUUUUUUUUUUUUUACUGAUUUCAGAGAGAGGAAGGGAGAGGGAGAGAGAGAUAGAAACAUCAAUGAUGAGAGGAAAGGUUCUCAUGCAUGAACCUUAUUGGAGAUCAAGCCUGAAACCUGGGCAUGUGCCCUGACCUGAAAUCAACUGUGACCUGGUUCAUGGGUCGCCGCUCAGCCACUGAGCCAGACUGGCUGGGCAUUCUCUUGGCAUAUGUUAAAGGUCACACUGCCAAUUGUACUUUAAAGACUUCACACUACUUGUAAUCCAGAUUAAAAGCAAUUUAAUAUCACUACUAGAAUUUGAAGAUUGGUGUUUUAAUCUCAUGCAGUAUCACCAAAAGAAAAACACUAACUGACAUUGCCUGUGCUUACCUUUGGUUUAAAAUGUCACCUGUUGAGCAAGCCUUUGUGGAGUAUUUUCACCUUAUUUGGAGCCGUUAUUUUUUCAUUCCCGCGUUUUAUAAAUGUAUUCGUGAGAUCAUUAUAUAUUGUUUUGUGUUUGAAUUAUGUGUUUUGUACUUAAAGCAUUUCCAAUAAAGUGUAUUUAUAAGCAUUUAAUAUUUGUCCUCCACAGAACAAAGUUAAAAAACAAAUAGAAAGCCUGAUUAAAUGAAUUUAAAUGGAUACAUGUUUGGCCCAUAAAGUAUAAUUCUGCUAAAUAUUUUUAAACACUUCUUUAUUCAUUAAAAGCUUUGCAAGUGCU